CGCAUUCAGUGUGCUUUACUCUCUGUUUUAGCGCACUAGUCAACUUUGACCUUGCUAACAAAGGGGUCGUUAGGAUUAUUAUAUGAGUUUACUACAUUGAGAAUCGUACAAUCAUUAUUAUGGAUCCUUCAUUUAUGAUAAAGUUAAACAACAUAGCAGAAAAGUAUAAUUAUGAAUUUCGUGAUUGUGAUAUAGUUGAUUUAACAGAAUUUUCAGUCACUAAAACAGGAGAUUUCCUAUCAUCAUUACCAGAUAGUAUAUUAUCAGAUGAUGAAAAUGAUUGUGAUAUUGAAAAUAUUCAACCAUCUACAAAUAGAACAGGAUCUUUUACAAAUACUACUAUUGUCGGUACAUGUAGUGAUACAGAAAAGGAAGAAGAAAAUGAGGAAGAGGAGGAGGAGGAUGAGAAGGAAGUAACAAUGGAAAGUUCAUUAUUUAAUGAAAAUUCCAAAAUGGAUUUUAAUAAUGUAAAAGCUGCUUUAUGUUCAUUGGAAAAAUCAGUAUCUUCUUGGGAAAAGCGAAGAUUUGGUUCACUGAAUGGGUCAAAUUUAUAUACAAGCAAUAGUAGUAGUAGCAGCACUAAAAACAGUCCUAUCCCAGAUGGUGAUAGAAAUCAUUCAAAAGAUAGAAUAUUAUCACAUAUGAAAUCUAAUAAUCUACAUCAUAUUAAAAGAAUUUCACAUAAAGAUAAAUGGAAAUCACCUAUACAAUUAUCAGCAUCAAAACAACGUGUUAUUGAAUGGUUAAAACAACAAGAAUCAUUUAUGUCACAAUUUAUAAUGUGAUGAAUAAUUGUGAAUGAGAUUAAGAUAAAAGAAAUACUAUAGAAUAUCUUCAAUAAUAAUAAUCAUAUAAUCCAUCUUAUUCUUUGGGAAAAUUUCUUUCCCCCUUAUUGUACAGUAGUUAUAUUAAUUGAAUAAAUAGAUGAUUUCAAUAUUA
This is a messenger RNA of Schistosoma bovis, 939 nucleotides long. NCBI's taxonomy places the organism in Eukaryota, Metazoa, Platyhelminthes, Trematoda, Strigeidida, Schistosomatidae. The record is from the annotation of a GenBank genome assembly.